Drechmeria coniospora is the source of this 576-nucleotide messenger RNA. RefSeq lists its product as uncharacterized. Bases 1 to 576 code for a protein of 191 amino acids. The record is from RefSeq and is a predicted model, not a curated record. Lineage: Eukaryota; Fungi; Ascomycota; Sordariomycetes; Hypocreales; Ophiocordycipitaceae. The transcript has 2 exons.
AUGAAACUCCGACAGCGCUUUCUCGCCCUCCUCCUAGCUCUCGUCCCCGCCCCCUCCCUCGCGGCCAACGCGUUCCCGAUCCCCGGUAUGCCUCCUCCGUUCUCGGAUCCCGAACGCUGCUCCCCGCCGCUCGCGGACAUCCUCGGCACCCACCGGUCUCUCACCUCCUUCUCCUCCUUUGCCCGUCUGCAGACCUCCACCACGGCCCUGCUCGCCGACCUCACCUCCAACACCACCGUGCUGGCGCCCCUCAACUCGGCCAUCGAGCGCCUGCCUCGAAAGCCCUGGGAGGAUCCUCGCGAGUACGAAGUGCUCGGCGCCCAGGCCUACGACGGCUCCGGAGGCGAGCAUCGCGCCAACGAGAACCUCAGAAAGUUCGUCGAGGCCCACCUCCUUACCGCGAGCCCCUGGUACCGUAAUGUCAGAGCCACCACCGUCGCCGGCAAGGAGCUCUGGUGGGAGGAGAAGGACGGCAAGAGGGUCAUCAUGCCCGACCGCGUCGAGGUAGAAAAAGUGGCAAGCCAGGUAGCAAACGGCGAAAUCUGGAUACUGACGGGAGUCUUGAAGUAUGCCUGA